UUCAUUUUUCACUUUUUUCAUGCUCCAGAAUAGGGCAGUUCGUGGAGAUCUGGCACCAUUAUUAUGGCAUUCUUUUGGUACUAUCACUACACUGCUACAGGAAAUAAUUUCAGUGUACCACUUACUGUCUUCUCCAUACCUUACAGACAAAGCAUCAAAUAAAGUGUGCAAUGCACUUGUUUUACUUCAGGGGAUAGCAGCACACCCAGACACAAAGAUGCUUUUUAUUAAGGCUAAAAUACCUUUGUAUCUCACUGCCUUUCUUAACAACACAAACAAGGAAAAGUCUCAUGAGUUUUUAAGACUUAGCAGUUUAGGAGUUAUUGGUGCACUUGUGAAGGUUGAUGACGCGCAAGUUGUACGCUUCCUUCUCAGUUCUGAAAUUCUUCCUUCUGUCCUACGUUGCAUGGAGGUUGGCAAUGAAUUGUCAAAAACGGUAGCUACAUUUAUAGUCUACAGAAUCCUACUAAACGAUGAGGGACUGAAGUAUUGUUCCGUUCUAGCAGACCGAUUUUUUGCCAUAGGGCAUGUUUUAGCAAAAAUGAUUGAGAAGCUCGCCGAGGAUGGAAGGAUUGCAGAAGACCAAUCUAAGCGACUGCUGAAACACAUUAUUUGGUGUUAUCAUAGGCUAUCAGAAAGUCCAAGGGCAUGCGAUGGGCUAAGGUGUUGCCUUCCGAUGAAGUUGAGAGAUUCAUCCUUCAUUAAUGUAAUCCGCGAUGAUCAAACAGCAAUGCAUUGCUUAGGUCAGUUAUUUCACAAUGUUGCGGCUGGACAUCCGUCUACAACUCAAAAGGCUUUGCAGCCGGUAAGUCCAUUACUCGGACACUUAAUUGGAGGCUAGAUUAUGCAGAACACACAUAUACUGUACAAGGUACUAGGGGGAAUAACAAAAUGUACAGUUGGUAUAGGUUAUACACUCUCUGCUUUCUAGUGUUAAGCAAAUGUACAUUCCUUUACUUUAUGUUAAAGGAUAUAGCUCUUUUCUUUAUGAGCUAAACUAAUGCAUUUUCUUUAUUUUGAAUAUGAAGGAUAAGUUAAUAAUCACUA
Molecule: messenger RNA, 1047 nt
Organism: Jatropha curcas
Lineage: Eukaryota; Viridiplantae; Streptophyta; Magnoliopsida; Malpighiales; Euphorbiaceae
Source: RefSeq, a predicted model, not a curated record